ACCCUGCUAAGUUAUUCACAAAAUUUCUAAGUGCUCAGAUGUUGAAACUUAUUUUAUUGAAAAUAACGACUCAAGAAACUGGAAACUAACUACAUACGAGUCUUGUGGAAGUUACAUUAAAUAUAUUCAAUAAUAUGACUUAAUAUUUUAAUGUAAAUUACUUAUUGAAGGCUGCGUACAUUUUAAUGGUCGAAUAAUUACUAUUUAUUCCCGUGAUAUUUUAUUAAAAUACAACAAAAUGGUUAUCAAUUCAUACAAAACGAUAUAUAUUUUCUCUUUAAUGGCGUACAUUUGUGCGGCUUACGGGUUUUUUGACAUCGAUGAAAUUACAUCAACAACUAUGCGGAGACUUCCAAGGGACUUCUCGUUGGCGGUGAAGGAUAUAGCAGAGGGCUUGCCAGCGAAGACUGUGACCAUAGUGAGAGGGGAGUCAACUAAUAUCAGGUCUCAAGAUAUAUUCGAAUUAUUAUGUCUUUUAAACAAGCAUCAUAUCCAAGUAAUCAAUUUAAAUAUCACAUCGAAAGAAUACAAAGAUAAGUAUUACGAAUUCUUAAAAAAAGCGCUGGAUAUAUCGGAAGAACGCACAAGUUUAAUAUUAUGUGAACCUUAUGAAUGCGAAAACAUUCUUAUUGAGUUGACAGAAAACAACCUGAUUCAUCGCACAAUCCUGUACAUCUUUUAUUGGCCAAGUGGAUCUAUCAGUGACAGAUUCCUGUACACUAUCAGGGAAGCAAUGAGGGUUGCUGUCAUCACAAAUCCCAGAGAAAGUGUUUUUCGAGUAUACUACAACCAAGCGACACCGGAUCAUCUUCAUCACUUUUCCUUGGUGAACUGGUGGUCGGGCAGCCUAUACAAAUCGCCUGUACUUCCUCCAGCUGAUAAAGUCUAUAAAAAUUUUAAAGGAAGAGUAUUCCGUGUUCCCGUACUGCAUGCACCACCGUGGCAUUUUGUUAAAUACAACAACGAUUCUACAGUCAAUGUUACGGGAGGGAGGGAUGACAAAUUGCUGGCACUGCUCGCUAAAAAACUAAAUUUCAGAUACAAAUAUUACGAUCCUCCUGACAGGAGUCAAGGUUCCAGUAUAUCCGGUAACGGAACAUUUAGAGGCACGCUUGGACUCAUUUGGAAACGUAAAGCAGAUUUUUUCGUGGGCGACGUGACAAUGACCUGGGAGCGGCUGCAAGCGGUGGAAUUCUCAUUUUUGACGUUAGCCGACUCAGGUGCAUUCUUAACGCAUGCUCCAGCCAAACUAAGUGAAACACUGGCCAUCAUCAGACCGUUUCAGUGGGAGGUAUGGCCAUUAGUCUGCGCCACUGUUCUGGUGACUGGACCAGCGCUGUGGGUGGUGAUCGCAGCACCCUCGUUGUGGCAGAGACGGCGCCAGAACCAAUGGGGACUCUUAAAUAACUGCUGCUGGUUCACGACGACUCUCUUCUUGAGACAAUCAUCCAGCAAGGAACCUUCAAAAACCCAUAAGGCUAGAUUAGUAUCAGUUUUGGUAUCUCUCGGAGCGACUUACGUCAUUGGAGACAUGUAUUCGGCAAACCUGACAAGUCUUCUGGCGCGGCCAGCCCGAGAACAACCAAUAGGAACUCUGCAAGCUUUAGAAGAGGCUAUGAGGAACCGUGAUUAUGAACUUGUAGUGGAAAGGCAUAGUUCUUCGUUAACCAUUUUGGAGAAUGGGACAGGUGUAUACGGCCGUCUCGCUAAACUGAUGCGACGACAACGUAUACAGCGUGUCCGCAGCGUCGAAGUAGGAGUACGGAUGGUGCUCGCUCGCAAACACGUUGCCAUCUUGGGAGGACGGGAGACCCUGUAUUAUGAUACUGAGAGAUUUGGCUCCCAUAACUUUCACCUAAGUGAAAAGCUAUAUACUCGUUACUCUGCCAUUGCGUUACAAAUUGGCUGCCCUUUUCUUGAAACCUUCAAUAAUGUAGUGAUGACUCUAUUUGAAGCUGGCAUACUUGCUAAAAUGACUACGGAUGAAUACAAAAACCUGCCAGAAAGAUCGAGAAGAUCUGAACCGGUGACAGAGAGUGACAAAGAAAGCAGUGACCUCACGGGAGAAUCUAUAGCUACGUCUCAGAUGCAAGGGGAAUCCACAAAGGGUUUAGAACCAGUGUCUUUGAGAAUGUUACGCGGAGCAUUCUGUCUGCUGGGCAUCGGAUAUCUUGUAGCAGCUUUGGCCCUUGGGAUCGAGAUACAAGUGCAUAGAAGAACCAAGAACCGCAUCACUGUGUCUGUACGCACUGAAACGAGAAAAGUGCCGAGAUGUCUUCUAUUAGGCAAAAUGAAGAAGUACCUUAGAGAUGGAUUGGCAAGGAUCACCAGAUUGGUCUAUAAUUAUAUCGAUAGGGCUUUAGGGCCGGGGAUAUAGAUACAAAUAAUAAUAAAUAGUUAAGAAACGAUUACAGAAGAAGACUUUGUACAAAAGUCGAUUGCUUGGGUACCUCUGUCCCAUUCGUGUUACAACCGUGAAGCAGUUGUGUUUGCAUGGCUGUGUUUCGGUUUGAAGGGUGGGAUAUGGCGUGAAUUUACUGAUUACAGAGGAAUAACACCUGAGUCCUCAGGAAUGGCAACGCAUGGUACUGUGUACAUAUACAUGGUACUGCUCAUGUCUAUAGGCGAUGGUUACCACUUUCCAUCAGGUGGGCCGUCAGCUUGUUUGCCAUUCUAAGUUGUACAAAAAAAAAUCUUUUUACUGAACUGAAUUAGGUGUUAUCUUGUUGAAGUGUUGUCACUGGUUAUUUAAUUAGAAGUCUUUAAGUGUUGACAGUCGCACGCAUACUGAUGGUAGCGGAAUUAAACAAAACAAUUCUAAAUAAUCUUCAUGUAGUCCCGGCAUAGAAUAGGCCACCCCUUCCUUUUCCUUGGGUUUCGUAAGAGGCGACUAAGGAAGGGCGAGGGAUGGGCAGCAGCUGCCCUCUUAAAACAUCUCGAAAGCCUAACUGCAGUUGCCAAUCCGUCUGCUUACCGUGGCAACUACUGGCAAAACCCCCCAGGGGAAAAGCUUAUGUUCAACUGUGAACAGUUAAAGGCUGGUAUGAUGACGAUGAUGAUGAUGAAUUCUAAUUAAAUAACCAAUGACAGUAUUCUUUUCGAAUACGGUUUCAUAGAUAUUCAUUCCUUCAUAUACGUGUAUAGAGGUUUUUUAGCUAUUAAAAAAAAAACAAAAUUUAUGGACAUAAUCCUUUUGCACUUAAUUGUUAAUAUUAGUCACAAUACUGUAUACCUUUACUUACUGCGUAUAGUAAUAAACAGUAAACCUUUUAUAAAAAA
This is a messenger RNA of Galleria mellonella (greater wax moth), 3279 nucleotides long. It is a transcript of the gene Ir40a, whose product is annotated as ionotropic receptor 40a. The record is from RefSeq and is a predicted model, not a curated record. The coding region runs from base 239 to 2377 and encodes 712 amino acids. NCBI's taxonomy places the organism in Eukaryota, Metazoa, Arthropoda, Insecta, Lepidoptera, Pyralidae. The transcript has 16 exons. Gene Ontology annotation, cellular component: membrane. Gene Ontology annotation, molecular function: glutamate-gated receptor activity.